Hyaena hyaena (striped hyena) is the source of this 4766-nucleotide messenger RNA. It is a transcript of the gene SLC9A6, whose product is annotated as solute carrier family 9 member A6. Lineage: Eukaryota; Metazoa; Chordata; Mammalia; Carnivora; Hyaenidae. The record is from RefSeq and is a predicted model, not a curated record. The transcript is spliced from 18 exons. Gene Ontology annotation, biological process: sodium ion transport; proton transmembrane transport; regulation of pH. The coding region runs from base 145 to 2298 and encodes 717 amino acids. Gene Ontology annotation, cellular component: recycling endosome; membrane. Gene Ontology annotation, molecular function: sodium:proton antiporter activity.
GCAAUCUGGGGCUUUGGUCAUUUUCAAGUUCCCAACACGAAGAGGCUGAUUUGUACUGAAGCAAAACAGCCUUGGAUAAGCACCUGAGGCUGCGCGUCCGGGGCUGGGGGAAACCCGUGCGGUGGAGACCCGAAAGGCGAAGGGAUGGGGCCCGAACCAGCCAGGAGUGUCGCGUCCCCUUUAAGAGCGGCGGCGGCGGCGGCGGCGGCGGCGCGCGCUCCGACGGCUUCCCUGGGGCCCCGCCCCUUUCCCGUGAGCCCUCGGGGAGUGGUCCGACCGCGGGCGGCUGCGGUGGGCGUCUUUAGCUGGGCCGGGGCUUCGGACGGCGCCGGCGGAGCAACGAGAGCCAUGGACGAGGAGAUCGUGUCCGAGAAGCAAGCGGAGGAGAGCCACCGGCAGGACAGCGCCAACCUGCUCAUCUUCAUCCUGCUGCUCACGCUCACCAUUCUCACGAUCUGGCUCUUCAAGCACCGCCGGGCCCGCUUCCUGCACGAAACCGGCCUGGCUAUGAUUUAUGGUCUUUUGGUGGGCCUUGUGCUUCGAUAUGGCAUUCAUGUCCCAAGUGAUGUAAAUAAUGUGACCCUGAGCUGUGAAGUGCAGUCAAGCCCAACUACCUUAUUGGUAAAUGUUAGUGGAAAAUUUUAUGAAUAUACACUUAAAGGAGAGAUUAGUUCACAUGAACUCAAUAACGUACAAGAUAAUGAAAUGCUUAGAAAGGUUACCUUUGAUCCAGAAGUAUUUUUCAACAUAUUGCUUCCUCCUAUCAUAUUUUAUGCAGGAUACAGUCUGAAAAGAAGGCAUUUCUUCCGAAACCUCGGGUCUAUCCUAGCAUACGCUUUUCUUGGAACAGCGAUUUCUUGUUUUGUAAUUGGGUCAAUAAUGUAUGGCUGUGUCACGCUGAUGAAAGUAACCGGACAGCUUGCGGGAGAUUUUUACUUUACAGACUGUCUGCUGUUUGGUGCCAUUGUGUCAGCAACUGACCCAGUGACUGUCCUUGCCAUAUUCCACGAGCUUCAAGUGGAUGUUGAACUCUAUGCACUUCUUUUUGGGGAGAGUGUCCUCAAUGAUGCUGUUGCCAUAGUGCUGUCUUCCUCAAUAGUGGCAUACCAGCCAGCCGGAGACAACAGCCACACCUUUGAUGUCACAGCCAUGUUCAAGUCUAUCGGGAUCUUCCUUGGGAUCUUCAGUGGAUCUUUCGCAAUGGGUGCCGCUACUGGCGUGGUGACAGCUUUAGUGACAAAGUUCACCAAGUUACGGGAGUUCCAGUUGUUGGAGACAGGCUUGUUCUUCCUGAUGUCCUGGAGUACUUUCCUCUUGGCUGAGGCGUGGGGUUUCACAGGUGUGGUCGCAGUGUUGUUUUGCGGCAUCACACAGGCCCAUUAUACCUACAACAACCUGUCCACAGAGUCUCAGCAUAGAACUAAACAGUUGUUUGAGCUUCUCAAUUUCUUGGCAGAGAAUUUCAUCUUCUCCUACAUGGGACUGACACUGUUCACCUUCCAGAACCAUGUCUUUAAUCCAACUUUCGUAGUCGGCGCAUUUAUUGCUAUUUUCUUGGGAAGAGCUGCUAAUAUUUACCCCUUGUCCCUCUUACUCAAUUUGGGUAGAAGAAGUAAAAUUGGAUCCAAUUUUCAGCACAUGAUGAUGUUUGCUGGCCUCCGCGGCGCAAUGGCAUUUGCUUUGGCCAUUCGAGACACUGCCACAUACGCCCGGCAAAUGAUGUUCAGCACCACCCUUCUGAUUGUGUUUUUUACCGUGUGGGUAUUCGGCGGCGGCACCACGGCCAUGCUGUCGUGCUUGCAUAUAAGGGUUGGUGUCGAUUCCGACCAAGAACAUUUGGGUAUUCCGGAAAAUGAAAGAAGAACCACCAAAGCAGAGAGUGCCUGGCUUUUCCGGAUAUGGUACAACUUUGAUCAUAACUACCUGAAGCCUCUGCUGACGCACAGCGGGCCCCCCCUCACCACCACACUCCCUGCCUGCUGCGGGCCCAUCGCGAGGUGCCUGACCAGCCCCCAAGCCUAUGAGAACCAGGAGCAGCUGAAAGACGAUGACUCCGAUCUUAUUCUCAACGAUGGUGAUAUUAGUUUGACGUAUGGGGAUUCGACUGUGAACACCGAAUCAGGAGCAUCCGGUGCCCCUAGGAGGUUUAUGGGAAAUAGUUCUGAAGAUGCCUUGGACCGGGAGCUCUCAUUUGGGGACCACGAACUGGUCAUUCGGGGAACACGCUUGGUUCUUCCCAUGGAUGAUUCUGAACCCCCACUAAAUCUGUUAGAUAAUACGAGACACAGUCCGGCCUAAGCUUACUAAUACUCACUUAGUGAUUUGUAAAAUUUGCACAUGUGAUUGUGAAGAAAUUUGUACUACCUAAAAAGUCCCCGUGCAUGUCUCUGAAUGUUUAAGCUAUAUAAAUGCUCCUUCUAGAGCAUCGAGAGAAUAUAAAUAUCCUGUACAAGGCAGAUUGUGAACAAACUCUUCUUUUAUGUUUCAUUGGCUGCACUAUGUAGAUUGGAUCCGUUUUAGAAAAAAGUUAUUUUCACAGUGAUGUUGUGUGUUCCGUUAGCUUUAUGUCUCAGUUAAAGUAUAAAAAGUGACAGAUGUACUCUUUCUUACACUUGCCCGAUACUUAACCAGAGUACCAAGUUCUUGUGUAGUGCAUUAAUUUUGUUUUGUGGGAGAGGAAAGGGAGUGUUAUUUCUGGGGAAGCCCAGGGAGGAGAGGUUCCUUUGUUGGGAAACAAGCACGUGUUCAUUGCUCCCGCCUUGGUCGUGACCUUUCUCUUUCCUUUUUCUCCGGUGGCCUGUUGUGGCAUCAGAAGCUGACGGUGUUCAGAUCUUGCCCCGUUGGUCUUGGGAGUGAAGUGGGGGACGGGGAGGCCCUCCCCUCCCUCCGCUGUGAAAGAACAGAUUCACUGACACUGGUGUUUGGAAAAGAAGGGCUACAGAUGCCAUCCAAGACUUCAUUACUUUUCUCCCAGACCCAGACCAUGGAUAGGAGUUGUGUCGUCCGGCCUGCUGAGCCGAAAGUACAGGUGUACAUGGUCCGGGGCACAGGUUCCCAUCGGCAGGGGCCGCAGCAGAGCGCAGGAGAGGAGAAGGGAGAGAGGGUCGGUGUUUCGGAGACCUCUCUUCCUGAAUGUGUAAAUAUUCAAUACCAGAUUAAGUUUAAAUAAGAAACUCAGUUGCUGCUUACUUUUUGAUCAUGAACUUUAUCUGUAUAGCAAGCGUUGUGGUCACGUGGUUUUAUAUCAGUUUAAAUCGCUGCUCUUUAGCAGCCAAACAGGAGCAAAAUGUAAAAUUUUUGAACUUACUGUGUCUAAUUGUCCUUCGUUAGUCUGUAGUUGAUGUUAAAAGUUAAUUUAUGACUCCACGAUCGUCCCCACACUACAUCAAAGUCCGUCGUGAAGCGCCGCGCUGGCCUGGAGAGCUGAGCAUCAGGACAGCGGCUGCUUUACGUGCACCGGCUGUAGUUAUCUUUGUUUUCAUGUUACUUUUUAAUAUGGAAUGUCCAAGCUGCCGUGUGUGGGAGUGUGUGUGGUGCGCGGGUGUGUGUGGGUGUGGGGUUUUUUGUUUUGUUUUUUUAUAGUUUUCAAGGAAGAGUACGUAGCAACCUCCCAUUUCCUAUCAAGAGAAUGAAAGUCGAUUCUAUUUUGUAAUGCCAGAAACACCCACAGGUGCGUCGAAUGCCUAGAAGGGGGUUACCCUCUGAUGUUGAUCCUGACCUGUUAAUGUUUCAGAAGAAAAAUAGGAAUUUUGUGGGUCUUUCCCCCUUCAGGUCUGAGUAGCAUUGCCUUAAAUUUUACCCAAUUUACAAAAUUGAUUUGUUUACCUGAUGUUAAAAUUGUUCAACCAAAAAAAAUAUCUUUCCAAACAAAAUAUGUACUCAUUCUCCCUGAGGUAUCUGUACUGUUGCAAACACUCCUGGAGAUGUUAAGGGAAUUGUCCUGUCGUGCCCUUGAGUGGCAGCUCUAACUGUUGGCAUGGCCAUUUGUUACGUAGUGGUAGCGACUUUCCUGCUAUGCAGGAACCCCGUGAAGUGUGCGUUUUAUAUGAUGUGUGCCUCUUUGUGCAGUCUCUAAUUUCUCGUUAACGUGUGUUUGAGAGGCUUUGAACUUCAGCGUCACUUACCCACCAAGUUAUUCGAGUUGUAAAAGGUUAUACGAAAAAAUUAACAACGACCUUUUUUAUUCUGUCAGUUUACUGAGCUCACUUUAUGAAAAUGGCUGUAAAUACUUAGCAUGACAAAUUCAGUAACUCGUCUCUUUCAGCAUGCGUCACACCUUUUCUUAGGGAAACCGAUACAGCUUGAGUCACCUGAAUCUGCCUUCGUACCGUAUCAGGGGGGGACCAGGCCUUCUGUGCUUAUGUCAGCAUCUGGAAGAUUCUCCUCUCCUCUAAUCUGUGUGCACAUCUCCAAGCAAAGAAGAAAACACAAACUGUGCUCUCAUACCCAUUGGUUUUAGACACCCGAGUGAACUUGAAUGAAGGACAGUCUGAGUUACCAUCACACACAAGUAGAGCUGCUCUCGGACUUGCCGUUCUGUUCUUUGUGAGCCCUACACGUUUGAAUGACUCCAACAUUGCAUCUUUUCAAGUUAUUUUGUAAGGUUCCUUGGCAUUUAUCCUCAUCUGUGUUUGGCAAUGUGCUGUUAAAGAAAUAGACUUAAUCUGUAUGUAUUUUUUGUUUUCCCUUGGAGUACUUGGACAGAUGUUAUCGUGGUUUCUUUUAGGAAAAUCUGUCAUUAAAAAAAAUUAUAGCCUUGCAAAUAA